Molecule: messenger RNA, 828 nt
Organism: Aureobasidium subglaciale EXF-2481
Lineage: Eukaryota; Fungi; Ascomycota; Dothideomycetes; Dothideales; Saccotheciaceae
Exons: 2
Coding region: 145-678 (177 amino acids)
Source: RefSeq, a predicted model, not a curated record
AGCCUACUGCAACCGUCUCGAAGAAAGUCCGCCAUGACAACGUCCACGUCCUCCCGCAGACACCUCAGCUCAUAGCUCUGCUGACGUAGGUGUGUCCCUUGCUGAAGACGUUUCGAGUCAAUCCCCGCCAACACCUUGAGCAGUAUGAUCCGCGACCACCGUACCAACCGUGCCGACUUUAUAUUCUACUCGAAUCGCAUCAUUCGUCUGCUCGUUGAAGAAGGCUUGAACCACCUGCCAGUCAUCCAGCAAGAGAUCACCACUCCCGUCGGCCGUCAUUACAAUGGUGUCAAGUUCGAGGGAAAGAUAUGCGGUGUCAGCAUUAUGCGCGCCGGCGAGUCCAUGGAGCAGGGUCUCCGUGAUUGCUGCAGAAGUGUACGCAUUGGCAAGAUUCUGAUUCAACGAGACGAGGAGACCAGCCAGCCUCGUCUCUUCUACGAAAAGCUCCCCGAAGACAUCAAGGACAGAUGGGUUCUCCUGCUGGACCCCAUGCUCGCUACCGGCGGAUCUGCACUGAUGGCUGUCGAAGUUUUGAGACAAAAGGGUGUGCCGGAGGAUCGCAUCCUCUUCCUCAAUCUCAUUGCCAGCCCCGAGGGUGCCGACAACUUUGCAGAAAAGUUCCCCAAAGUGAGAAUUGUCACCGCUUUCAUCGAUGAGGGCUUGGACGAGAAGAAGUGAGUCUAAUGCUGCUGCUGUUUGGAGUUGGGCGCUAAUGUUAUGAGUAGCUACAUCGUUCCAGGUCUCGGAGACUUUGGUGACCGCUUCUACACACUGUAGGACGGUCAAUCAUCCAAUUUACCACGCAGCUAGGACAGGAUACCAGCAUCU